CAAAAAUGGCCGUGCUCCGAGCACUGGUGCUCACCGUUUGCCUCCUGUGUGUCUACGCCCCCGCCCCCUCCUCCUCCUCGGCUUCCUCCGGCUACUUCCUCCGCUGCCUCUCGGCCAGCAUUCCGAGCGAGCUCGUCUUCACGCAGAGCUCGGCUUCCUUCACCUCCGUCCUGGCGUCGUCCAUCAGGAACCGGUUCUCCACCCCCGGGACGGUGCGCCCGCUCGGCAUCGUCACGCCCACCAACGCCUCCCACGUCCAGGCCGCCGUGCUCUGCGGCCGCCGCCACGGCAUACGCGUCCGGGUGCGCAGCGGAGGGCACGACUACGAGGGCCUGUCGUACCGGUCCGAGCGCCCCGAGGCGUUCGCCGUGGUCGACCUCGCCAACCUCCGCUCCGUGCGCGUGAACCGGGCCAGGGCCACCGCGUGGGUGGACUCCGGCGCGACGGUCGGCGAGCUGUACCACGCCGUCGCGAAGGCGAGCGGCGACCGGCUGGCCUUCCCGGCCGGCCUGUGCCCGACCAUCGGCGUGGGGGGCCACUUCAGCGGCGGCGGGUUCGGCCUGCUGCAGCGCAAGUACGGCAUCGCCGUCGACCACGUCAUCGACGCCGUGCUGGUCGACGCCCAGGGGAGGCUCCUGGACAAGAAGGCCAUGGGGCGCGAGGUCUUCUGGGCCAUCCGCGGCGGCGGGGGCGAGAGCUUCGGCAUCGUGCUGUCGUGGCGGGUGAGGCUCGUUUCCGUGCCACCGAAGGUCGCGGCGUUCAUCGUCCCGGUGUCCGUCAACGACGGCGCCGUCGAUGUCCUGACCAAGUGGCAGGAGGUCGCGGCCCUCCCCGACGACCUGUUCAUCAGGGUGAUGGUCAUGAACGGGGUGGCCAUCUUCCAGUCCCUGUACCUCGGCACGUGCGACGCGCUCCUCCCGGUGAUGCGCGGCCGCUUCCCGGAGCUCGGGAUGAACCGCUCGCACUGUCGGGAGAUGAGCUGGGCCGAGUCCGUGCUCUACGUCUACGUGGGCAGCGGCCAGCCCAUCCCCGUGACGGACCUGCUGAACCGGACCUUCCCCAUGGACAGCUCCAACAAGGCGACGUCCGACUACGUGCGGCAGCCCAUCGGCAGGGACGUGUGGGCGGAGAUCUUCGCCUGGCUCGCCAGGCCGGACCCCGGGAUCAUGAUCCUGGACCCCUACGGCGCGCAGAUCAGCGCCGUGCCGGAGUCGGCCACGCCGUACCCGCACCGCGGCGGCGUGCUGUACAACAUCCAGUACAUGAACUUCUGGUCCGCCGGCAACGACGGGGAGCCGAACGUGAGGUGGAUCAGGGACCUGUACGCGUUCAUGGCGCCGCACGUGAGCAAGAACCCGAGGGAGGCCUACUUCAACUACAGGGACCUCGACCUGGGGAGGAACGUCGUCGUGGGAAACGUCAGCAGCUACGAGGCAGGCAAGGUCUGGGGCGAGAAGUACUUCAAGGGAAACUACAAGAGGCUCGCUCUGGCCAAGGGCAAGAUCGACCCUGACGACUACUUCAGGAACGAGCAGAGCAUCCCGCCACUUGUGCGGAGAAGCUAG
Molecule: messenger RNA, 1565 nt
Organism: Panicum hallii
Lineage: Eukaryota; Viridiplantae; Streptophyta; Magnoliopsida; Poales; Poaceae
Product: berberine bridge enzyme-like 22
Molecular function (GO): FAD binding; oxidoreductase activity
Source: RefSeq, a predicted model, not a curated record